Messenger RNA from Ooceraea biroi (clonal raider ant), 1006 nucleotides. RefSeq names its product PITH domain-containing protein CG6153. Gene Ontology annotation, cellular component: nucleus. NCBI's taxonomy places the organism in Eukaryota, Metazoa, Arthropoda, Insecta, Hymenoptera, Formicidae. The record is from RefSeq and is a predicted model, not a curated record.
UCGAGAAGUGCAGAGCGUUUCAGUUGAUCGUCGGGCCAGUUCAAAUUCCACGUUUCCCUAUCUUUAUCAGGUUCAACUGGCGAAGAGGAUUUUAUUAUUCAGACGAAGAAUAUCCGCUUUGUUGUUAACUUGAAACUGUUGAUACGGUUCCGCCGCACGGACCUAACCUAACGAUUUGCUCGUGACGUCUCGCAUUCCUAAUAAAUCAAGAUAAUGAAUCAGCAGUGUAGCUGUGGUGAUGCACACGAUGCUAUGGAAUUGGGCGUCAAAUACAGUUUGCACGAAAAGAUAGACAAAGACAAAGUGGAAUGCUUGAACGAAAAUGUGGAAGGCACUGGCGUAAAAGUCUUCAAGACAUGGGAAAAUAGGUUGAACACAGAGGAGUGCGUGGAGAGUGAUACAGAUCCUGAGCUUCUCUUCAACAUACCCUUCACAGCAAACGUGAAACUGAAGGGCCUUAUUGUGAUUGCAGACCCCGAAUAUUUUCCCACAAGAGUAAAACUGUUUAAAAACCGACCGAACAUGAUAUUCGACGAUGUGCGGCUCGAGGCAGAUCAGGAAUUUCAGCUAAUUAGAGACUCGCAAGGAAUCCACGAGUAUCCCGUGAGGACUGUCAAGUUCUCGUCGGUGGAACAUUUAAGUCUAUACUUCAGUAGUCAUUCGGACACGGACUUUAUCAAGAUCUACUACAUUGGUCUCAGAGGCGAGUGGACCGCAAGUCACAAGCACGGCGUGACCCUCUGUGUGUACGAGGCGCGACCGUUGAUCUACGAGUAUAGCAAAGAUCAGUACGCAAUCACCAGAGUGAUUAAAUGAUACUUCUAUUGAGAUCCAAGUCUUAAUUUCAUCGCGGUUCUCUUAAGCCCGGUCUUGCAGGUGGAAAAAAAUCUCGUGAAGACGCCGAGGAUGUGCGUUCGCACGUGAUAACACUGUGAUUUAUCGUGUACAUUAUCAGACUUAUACCUGUAACAUGUCCUAAAACUAAUAAAAAAAAAGAUCUUAUAAU